Molecule: messenger RNA, 432 nt
Organism: Drosophila suzukii
Lineage: Eukaryota; Metazoa; Arthropoda; Insecta; Diptera; Drosophilidae
Source: RefSeq, a predicted model, not a curated record
AUGAGAUCAGCCACUAUUAUCUCCACCAUCUUCGUCCUGGCAGCCUGCCUUCUAAAAAGCAGCGAUGCGGUGACCUGCAGCGCCGCCCCCAAUGUCGUAGGAUGCAUCGACUGCACCACCGAUCCCACCAACGAGGAGUGCGUGGCCGAGGCAGCCGCCAACGCCACAACCACCACGACCACCAGGCCCAUCUCCACGGGCGGAAACCGGAAGAUUGUUACCAUAAGCGACCUGAACUACUCCAUCACCCGUCGCGUCCGCCUCAACAACACCUCAUCCCCAUCCACCAAUCGCAAUGGCAGGAACAACGGAAGACGGGUCACCAGAGGGAACUCCAACCGCAGGAACAACAACUCCAGGCGGGGAAACUCCAGAAAUAAUCGGGGAAACUCCAGAAAUAAUCGGGGAAACAUUCGUGUUCGGGUUGGUUAA